AUGAGCAGCAUUUACAAGUAUAACACCGUAAACAUGGAAAGUUCUCGAUUCUUGUCGAUCAUCUUCUUUUUUUACACGAUAAUAUUAUCGUUCCGCUCGGUCAGUUGCGGAGACAACAACGAUCUCGUAACAAACCAAGCCGCUUUGUUCGUGUUCGGAGAUUCUCUGUUCGAUGCCGGAAAUAACAAUUACAUCGAUACUUUCUCUAGAUUUCGGUCUAAUAUCUGGCCGUACGGUCAAACAUCGUUCAAAUCGCCCACCGGAAGAAUCUCAGAUGGACGCUUGAUUCUUGAUUUUCUCGCGGAGUACGCAUGGUUACCGUUGAUCCCGCCAAAUCUACAACCAGGCAACGGUAAAAAUCAGUUUACCUUUGGGGUAAAUUUUGCUUCAGGCGGUGCCGGAGCUUUGGUCGGAACCUUUCCCGGAAUGGUGAUAAAUUUGGGAACACAGUUAAAAAACUUCAAAACCGGUGAAAAGAGACUGAGAUCUGAGUUGGGAGAUUCAGAGGCCAAGAGGGUUUUCUCAAGAGCGGUUUAUCUAUUUCAUAUUGGAGCCAACGACUAUAUUUAUCCCUCGUUAUUUGCAAAUUCCUCCACUAUGCAAUCCAAUUCCAAGGAGAAACUCACCGAUUUUGUUUUCGGUAACAUAACCGCCGUAAUCGAGGAAGUGUAUAAUAUUGGAGGUAGAAAGUUCGGAUUCUUGAAUAUAGGAGCGUAUGAUUGUGCACCAGCCUCAUUGAUUAUUGACCGAACAAAGAUAGGAUCUUGUUUCAAGCCAAUCACCGAGCUGAUCAAUCUGCAUAACAAAAAGUUGCCUAACGUGUUAAAGCGUCUAGAGCGUGACCUAUCUGGAUUCAAAUAUGCCCUUCACGAUUAUCACACUUCUCUAUCCGAAAGAAUCAACUAUCCUUCGAAAUACGGGUUUAAGGAAGGUAAGAAGGCAUGUUGUGGGAGUGGACCAUUGAGGGGAAUCAAUACUUGUGGAGGCCGAGUUUUGGGAGGUUAUAAAUUAUGCGAGAAUGUUAAUGACUACUUGUUCUUCGAUUCAUUUCAUUUGACGGAGAAGGCUCAUAGACAGAUCGCAGAGCUUAUUUGGAGUGGACCGUCGAAUGUUACUGGACCUUAUAAUCUCAAAACAUUGUUUGAGUUGAAAAUCCUAGUUGACUCAAAGCUUUGCCACCAAAAAAUCGAGGGGAUUCACAAACCUUUGGUCGUUGUAGCAAAUGCAUGGGCAGUAAGGAAGUAUAUUGAACUUCUCUUGGUCAACUUAAUACUUUUCUACACAAAGCUUCUUCACAUAACAAACUACUUUUGUAUAAAUAAGAACACAACAUUUAAUAUGGAAAGCUCUCGAUUAGUUUCGGUAAUUUUCUUCGUCUACACGAUAAUCUUAUCGAUCAGUUCAAUAAACUGCACAGUGAAUACAAAUCUAGUAACAGACCAAGCUGCGUUGUUCGUGUUCGGAGAUUCUUUGUUCGAUGCCGGAAACAACAACUACAUCAAUACAACUUUCCAAUCGAAUUUCAGGCCUUAUGGUCAAACCACUUUCAAGUUUCCCACAGGAAGAGUCUCGGACGGACGUUUGAUUCCUGAUUUCAUCGCUGAGAACGCAUGGUUACCGUUGAUCCCACCAAAUCUACAGCCAAGCAACAAUAAUAAUCAAUUUACCUAUGGGGUUAGUUUUGCUUCUGCCGGUGCCGGAGCUUUGGUGGAAACCUUUCCCGGAAUGGUUAUAGAUUUGGAAACACAGUUAAUAAGCUUCAAAAACGUCGUAAGGAGCUUGAGAUCUGCCUUGGGAGUGGUAGAGGCUAAUAGGGUUUUCUCAAGAGCUGUUUAUCUGUUUAGUAUUGGAAGCAACGACUAUUUUUAUCCCAUAAAUGCAAACUCUUCUCUUUUCCAAUCCAACUCCAACGAGAAAUUCGCCGAUAUUGUUAUUAGUAACAUGACAUCCGUGAUCGAGGAAGUGUACAAAAUGGGAGGAAGGAAGUUCGGAUUCUUGAAUAUGGGAGCAUAUGAUUGUGCACCAGCCGCAUUGGUCUUAAAUACAACAAAUAUAGGAUCUUGUUACGAACCACUCACCAAAUUGAUCGAUUUGCACAACAAGAAGUUAUCGGAAGCUUUAAGGCGGCUACAGCGUCAACUACCCGGAUUCAGAUAUGCCCUUCACGACUAUCGCACUUCUUUAUUGGAAAGAAUCAACAAUCCUAUGAAAUACGGGUUUAAGGAAGGGAAUAAUGGAUGUUGUGGAAGCGGACCAUUUAGAGGAAUCAAUACUUGUGGAAACCGAAUGGGACAAAGUUACGAGUUAUGCGAAAACGUUACGGACUAUUUGUUUUUUGAUUCUUCUCAUUUGACGGAGAAGGCUAAUCGACAAAUCACAGAUCUGUUUUGGAGCGGACCACCUAAUAAAUUCAAACGUGUCGCAAAUAUAUAUAUAAAAGACAAAGCUUCUUCACAUGCAAAAAACAGAACUAUGGAAAGCUCUCGAUUAGUUUCCAUAAUUUUCUUCAUCUACGCAAUAAUCUUAUCGACCAGCUCAAUAAACUGCACAGAGAAUACAAAUCUGUUAACAGACCAAGCUGCUUUGUUCGUGUUCGGAGAUUCUCUGUUCGAUGCCGGAAACAACAACUACAUCAAUACAACUUUCCAAUCGAAUUUCAGGCCGUACGGUCAAACCACUUUCAAGUUUCCCACCGGAAGAGUCUCCGACGGACGUUUGAUUCCUGAUUUCAUCGCUGAGAACGCAUGGUUACCGUUGAUCCCACCAAAUCUACAGCCAAGCAACGACAAUAAUCAAUUUACCUAUGGAGUUAGUUUUGCUUCUGCUGGUGCCGGAGCUUUGGUGGAAACUUUUCCCGGAAUGGUCAUAGAUUUGGGAACACAGUUAAAAAGCUUCAAGAACGUUGUAAGGAGUUUGAGAUCUGCGUUAGGAGAUGUAGAGGCCAAUAGGGUUUUCUCAAGAGCUGUUUAUCUGUUUAGUAUUGGAGGCAAUGACUAUUUUUAUCCCAUAAAUGCAAACUCUUCUCUAUUUGAAUCCAACUCCAACGAGAAAUUCGCCGAUAUUGUUAUUGGGAACACAACAUCCGUGAUCGAGGAAGUGUACAAAAUGGGAGGAAGGAAGUUCGGAUUCGUGAAUGUGGGAGCAUAUGAUUGUGCACCAGCCGCAUUGACCUUAAACACAACAAAUAUUGGAUCUUGUUACGAACCAGUCACCAAGCUGAUCGAUUUGCACAACAAAAAGUUUCCGGAUGCUUUAAGGCGGCUACAGCGUGAACUACCCGGAUUCAGAUAUGCCCUUCACGACUAUCGCACUUCUUUAUUGGAAAGAAUCAACAAUCCUAUGAAAUACGGGUUUAAGGAAGGGAAUAAGGCAUGUUGUGGAAGCGGACCAUUUAGAGGAAUCAAUACUUGUGGGAACCGAAUGGGACAAAGUUACGAGUUAUGUGAAAACGUUACAGACUAUUUGUUUUUCGAUGCCGCUCAUUUGACUGAGAAGGCUCAUCGACAAAUCACAGAGCUGAUUUGGAGCGGACCGCCUAAUGUCACUGGACCUUAUAAUCUCAAAGCUUUAUUUGAAUACAAUUAGGCGUAUUUAGAAUCGCCUUUAUGUCCAUGAUGAAAAUAAGGACGAGAGAUCGUGUUGUUCAUAUACUUUGUAUCUAAAAAUAAAAAUAUUUGUAAAAAAUACUUUCUACCAUAUUUUAAAUUUUGAAAAACAGAUUAAAAU
Molecule: messenger RNA, 3726 nt
Organism: Thlaspi arvense
Lineage: Eukaryota; Viridiplantae; Streptophyta; Magnoliopsida; Brassicales; Brassicaceae
Source: the annotation of a GenBank genome assembly